AUGGGUCAUAGGGAGUUUGAGUGUUUCUCCAAACUGAAGCAACAAGGGAAUGGGAACAAGUUUACUCCAACAAGCAAUCAAGGAGGGAAUUCGAAUAAUAAAGAGAAUGCAAAGAAUAGAAAUGUUGGCAACAACAACUCUGGGAAUAAAGGAAAGAAUGUCACUCCAGGUCGUUUAUCUGUAAUGAGCAAGAAGGAAGCUGAAAGGUCUUCUGAUGAUGUCACUGGUAACUUUUCUAUUCAUUCUAUUUCUGUUAAGGCUUUGUUUGAUUAUGGAGCCACCUAUUCAUUUAUUUCUAGUUCUGUUGUGAAAUGGUUAGAAUUAGUUGAACAUAACUCGAUUGACUUGCCUAUUAGUUUGCCUACUGGGGAAGUUGUGAGGUGCAUCAAGAUGCAUAUGGGUUUACCUUUGAGGAUUGGAGAGACUGAUUUUCCAUUCAAUUUUAUAGAAUUUGAGUUGGGUGACCUUGAUGUUAUCUUGGGAAUGGAUUGGUUGGCUACUUAUAAAGCUAAUAUUGAUUGUGAGAUACAGAAGACGUUUUGGGAAAAAGGUAUUGGGAUUAUUUCCGCAAUGAAUUUGUCAAAACUUGUGAGUAAAGGGUAUCCUUUGUUCUUUUGUUCUGUGCAAGACUUGAAAAUGAGUAAUAAGGUGAAUGUGGAAGAUGUGUCAAUUGUGAAUGAGUUUUUGGAUGUAUUUCUCGAAGAGAUUUCCGGGAUGCCACCAAAGAGGGAAUUGGAAGUUACAAUAGAUUUGGUUCUGUAG
Chenopodium quinoa (quinoa) is the source of this 762-nucleotide messenger RNA. RefSeq lists its product as uncharacterized. The transcript is spliced from 2 exons. The record is from RefSeq and is a predicted model, not a curated record. Bases 1 to 762 code for a protein of 253 amino acids. NCBI's taxonomy places the organism in Eukaryota, Viridiplantae, Streptophyta, Magnoliopsida, Caryophyllales, Amaranthaceae.